AUGAGAGGGAGGGUGAACCUGUUGCUUCAUAAAGUGAUCGAUAGUUUCAUACUAAGACUUCAAGAGCUUGAGGGAACGAACAUCAUCAUCGCCAUCGUCAUAGCACGCCCACCAUCCAUCCAUCCAUCUUUACAUCUCCAUAUAUCCUAUGGAGAAGAGCUCGAUGAGCAGCGGCAGCAGCAGAGCAACAUGGGUUUGGCCUCAGCGACCAUCAGCAGCUCCGAUCUCAUCGACGCCAAGCUCGGCGCCAGAUCCACGCACUGCCCCGGCUGCGGCCACAAGCUCGUCAAGCCGGUACAUAGCUCGUCAUUUUCUAUUUCAAUUUCCGGACAAGGGGGUAACAGUGUGAAUUUUACAGGGUGA
Molecule: messenger RNA, 363 nt
Organism: Linum trigynum
Lineage: Eukaryota; Viridiplantae; Streptophyta; Magnoliopsida; Malpighiales; Linaceae
Source: the annotation of a GenBank genome assembly